Molecule: messenger RNA, 1047 nt
Organism: Pteronotus mesoamericanus
Lineage: Eukaryota; Metazoa; Chordata; Mammalia; Chiroptera; Mormoopidae
Product: cytoplasmic tRNA 2-thiolation protein 1-like
Exons: 2
Coding region: 1-1047 (348 amino acids)
Biological process (GO): tRNA wobble position uridine thiolation
Cellular component (GO): mitochondrion; cytosolic tRNA wobble base thiouridylase complex
Molecular function (GO): tRNA binding
Source: RefSeq, a predicted model, not a curated record
AUGCCCGCCCCGCAGUGCGCCUCCUGCCGCAAGGCCCGCGCCGCCCUCCGCCGCCCGCGCUCCGGCCAAGCGCUGUGCGGCACCUGCUUCUGCGCCGCCUUCGAGGCCGAGGUGCUGCACACGGUGGUCGCGGGCCGCCUGCUCCCUCGCGGCGCCGUGGUGGCCGUGGGCGCCUCGGGUGGCAAGGACUCCACGGUGCUGGCGCACGUGCUGCGCGAGCUGGCGCCGCGCCUCGGCAUCUCGCUGCAACUGGUGGCGGUGGACGAGGGCAUCGGCGGCUACCGAGACGCGGCGCUGGCGGCUGUGCGGCGCCAGGCGGCGCGCUGGGAGCUGCCGCUCACAGUCGUGGCCUACGCCGACCUCUUUGGGGGCUGGACGAUGGACGCCGUGGCCCGCAGCACGGCCGGCUCCGGCCGCAGCCGCUCCUGCUGCACCUUCUGCGGGGUGCUGCGGCGCCGGGCGCUGGAGGAAGGGGCGCGCCGCGUGGGAGCCACGCACGUCGUAACGGGCCACAACGCCGAUGACAUGGCGGAGACCGUGCUCAUGAACUUCCUGCGGGGCGACGUGGGCCGGCUGGCCCGGGGCGGGGGCCUGGGCUCCCCGGGCGAGGGGGGCGCCCUGCCGCGCUGCCGCCCGCUGCAGCUGGCCUCGCAGAAGGAGGUGGUGCUGUAUGCGCACUUCCGCCGCCUGGACUACUUCUCCGAAGAGUGCGUGUACGCGCCCGAGGCCUUCCGCGGCCACGCGCGCGACCUGCUCAAGCUGCUGGAGGCCGCGCGGCCGUCGGCCGUGCUGGACCUCGUGCACUCGGCCGAGCGCCUGGCGCUGGCUCCGUCCGCUCGGCCCCCGCCGGCCGGCGCCUGCUCCCGCUGCGGGGCGCUGGCCAGCCGCGCGCUCUGCCAGGCCUGCGCCCUGCUGGACGGCCUGGACCGCGGCCGGCCCCGCCUGGCCAUCGGCAAGGGCCGCCGGGGCCGGGACGAGGUGGGGCCGCCUGGGGCGCCUCGGGAGCAGGUCGGAACCCCAGACUCUGAGGCCGUUGCCUCGUUCUAG